This is a messenger RNA of Bipolaris maydis ATCC 48331, 894 nucleotides long. RefSeq lists its product as uncharacterized. The record is from RefSeq and is a predicted model, not a curated record. Lineage: Eukaryota; Fungi; Ascomycota; Dothideomycetes; Pleosporales; Pleosporaceae. Gene Ontology annotation, molecular function: acetylpyruvate hydrolase activity.
AUGUCGCCAAAUCUAGUUUCAUGGGAUCGCCUUGUACGAUAUAUCCCACAAGGAUCAAGUGAAAUACGCUAUGGUGAUCCAAUUAUACAGGGAGACGAAGCAGAUGCGAUUGCUCAAAAAGUCGAGGAUGGCACGUUGGAGGUGAAAGUGCUGGAAGGUCACAACCUGUUUGAAGCACGAUCGACGGGCAAAGUCGAAAAGGUUGCAAGACUGUUGGGUCCUUUGGAACCAUCCGAUGUGCCAAUUAUUCGUUGCAUUGGGUUGAAUUACAAGACUCACAUUCUCGAGACUGGACGGCCGCUUCCAACCUGCCCUACGGUGUUCACCAAGCCCUCGCCCGCGGUCGCGAACCAUGGAGAAGACAUCCCCAUCCCAGCAAUUGCACAAUCGCAGUGCGACUAUGAAGGCGAGCUAGUUAUUGUGAUUGGAAAAGAUGCAAAAAACGUGUCUGAGGAGGACGCUUUGGAUUAUGUGGCAGGCUAUACAGCAGGCAACGACGUGUCUGCGCGAGACUGGCAGCGAGAGGCUGGCAAGGCAGGGCCUGUGCCUCAAUGGUCCUUCAGCAAGUCCUUCGACAAAUAUGCACCGCUGGGUCCCUGCAUUGUGGCAUCACACGUGCUCGGAGAGGCAGACAGUCUAUCGUUGCGAACGCUUGUCAAUGACACGGUCAGGCAGGAGAGCAACACGAGCGACCUCUGCUUUGGCGUGCGACAGCUUGUUGCGUUCUGCAGUCAAGGGCAGACUCUGCAGCGAGGGUCUCUCAUCAUGACGGGUACACCAGGCGGAGUAGGCCUGUUCAUGAAGCCUCCACAAUUUUUGCAGGAUGGCGAUGUUGUGGCUGUUGAGAUUGGCGGCAUUGGCCGCAUCUCCAACAAGAUGUCUUUUGAGAAAUGA